Messenger RNA from Adineta steineri, 1128 nucleotides. NCBI's taxonomy places the organism in Eukaryota, Metazoa, Rotifera, Eurotatoria, Adinetida, Adinetidae. The record is from the annotation of a GenBank genome assembly.
AUGUUUUCAUAUUGCUUCACAUUUGUGGCGACUGUUGCUGUACUCAGUACCGUGAUUGUUCAUGCUGCUUCUGGAACAUUGAUCGCAAUACCUACCAUUGCUUCACACACUUGUUCAUCGACAGGUCCAGAUAGAAUUACAGGCUCACUCUGUAUUUCCAAAGCAGAUUUCGCAUUACUGUCAGCACAAAAGGAGUCUUUUGAAUCGUGUUUUACCAAUCAGUUGCGAUUAUCGUCAUCUUUGAAUAUUGGAGCAAUUUUCCAGGUGCACGGAUUUGAACAGUUAGCCAAUGGUGACUGUCAAGUAUCAUACGGAUGCUCAGGAGUCGGCCAUCAACCUUCAGCUCUAACUUGUUUGAAAGCUACACCAGAUUGUGAUGAUUUCAAAACCAUCCUUGGAAAGUGUUGUCAUUCUUCCGGUGCAAUAGGUGGUGGAUUAGGCAUUGGUCUUCAAGCUGGAGGCGGUCUCCUAGGUGGUUUACUGAACCUCGGUUCGUCUUUAAUAGGCGGUUUGUUAGCAGCAGUUUCCUCCCAUACAUGCUUAGCUACAGGUCCAGACGCAAUUACAGGCUCACUCUGUAUUUCCAAUGCAGAUUUCGAAUUACUGUCAGCACAACAGGAUUCUUUUGAAUCAUGUUUCACCAGCCAGUUACAAGCAUCGUCACCUUUGAAUAAUAAAGCAACAUGGAAGGUGCAAAAAUGCGAAAAGUUAGCCAAUGGUGACUGUCAGGUAUCAUACACAUGUUCUGGAGUCGGCCAUCAACCUUCAGCUCAAACUUGUUUGAAAGCAACACCAAACUGUGAUGCGUUCAAAACCAUCCUUGGAAAGUGUUGUCACUCUCACGGUGAUAGUGUAAAAUUAUCAAUGUCGUCAAAUACAACUCUUAUUAAUUAUUUAAAUCAUCUUUCAUCUGAUCUUGAUCGUUAUCUAUCUAUUGGUAUUCUUCUACUUGGUACUAUUGGAAAUAUUCUAAAUUGUCUUGCAUUAUCACAACAACCUCUUCGCUCAAAUCCAUGUGUCUUCUUCUUUCUUACUUCAUCCAUUGCUAGUAUUAUUACUCUCAUCUCUGGUGUUUUGGUUCGUUUAUUAUCUGGUUGGUCAGCAGACCUAACAAAUACUAUUAGUUGA